This is a messenger RNA of Bradysia coprophila, 1116 nucleotides long. RefSeq names its product SUMO-conjugating enzyme UBC9-B-like. Lineage: Eukaryota; Metazoa; Arthropoda; Insecta; Diptera; Sciaridae. The record is from RefSeq and is a predicted model, not a curated record.
CGUUAGACAUUGUCACCUGCACAAAAGAGUUUUAUCCGACAACUUCAAAGGACGCUAGACAUUAUUGGCGCGCAUUCAAUACUGGAUGUGUUCACAUUGUUAAUGCCAUUGAAUGACAACACUGAAAGAGCAUAGAACGCAUAGAAAAAUAGAAAUAUUCGCCAUUAAUCAUCUCGCCGGCGAAUUUGCAAUUUAAAUGUUCUGUAGUGUCCUGAUCAGAUGUGAUAUAUAGUGUAGAGCCAAAAGUUAGCGACAAAAUAAGCCAACUUGUAUUUUCGGUUUGUGUAUGUUUUAUCGAGCCGUGCGUAAAUUCUGAGUCGAAAGUCAAUACUAAGGUGCUGUCUGUUCCAAGCAACAAGAGAUUUUUGCACGAAUUAAACAGAGUGUUCCAGUGAAGUUUCCAUUUCGAAAAUGUCUGGAAUUGCAGUUGCGCGUCUCGGUGAAGAGCGAAAGACUUGGCGAAAAGAUCAUCCGUAUGGAUUUGUGGCUCGUCCAGUGAAAAAUCUCGAUGGAACAUUGAACUUGAUGUCCUGGGAAUGUGCAAUUCCCGGCAAAAAAGGGACACCAUGGGAAGGCGGUUUGUACAAGCUGCGAAUGAUUUUCAAAGACGACUAUCCAACGAGUCCGCCGAAGUGUAAAUUCGAGCCGGCCCUGUUCCAUCCGAAUGUGUAUCCAUCGGGAACGGUGUGUUUAUCUUUGCUAGAUGAAGACAAAGAUUGGCGCCCGGCAAUCACAAUAAAACAAAUUCUGAUCGGUAUACAGGAUCUAUUGAACGAGCCGAACAUCAAGGACCCGGCGCAGGCAGAAGCGUAUACAAUUUACUGUCAGAACAGACAGGAGUAUGAUAAGCGCGUAAGAGCUCAAGCACGUGCUAUGGCUGCCACUGAGUAGCUUUCGGUAUAAUGGCACGUUUCACUUCACAAUUUUCAAACUUAAUUUUAAUUUUUUUUUAAGUGAAUUUAUAAUUAAUGAGUAGUGGGUACGACUGUGUGAAUAGUUGUUCAGACCUGAAGAAAAAUCCAAAACCAGAUUGAAUGAACGUUCAUUUACUCUUUUUUUCUAUUGUUUAGCCGUAAGCUGGAACGAUUAAUAAAUUGACAGUUAAUCAAACUGAAA